GCCCGAUCUCCCUAUGGAAUAUGAUCGAGUUUGCCCGAAGGUAUCUCAAGAAGGGGCAGACAACAGUCAUGUGGAAGGACAAAGUCUUUCACUACUCCUACUUCCUCUGGUUCGAGGAUCAGUCGGGCGGCAUUCUCAGCCCAACUCUGGACCUGCAGCACCAUUUUCUUGCAACAGCUGCGUCCAGUGGCAGUGCCAUAAAGGUGCCAACCGAGCCUGGAGCCCUCUCCGUGGACUAUUACUUUGAUCUGGCUGAGCUCUGCUUCCCAAAGCUGGCGCCCGGCAAGGUUCGCGUAUACGAGUUGUUCUGCAUCCAUCUUGGCCUGGUCACAACUACCUGCGCUGUAGAGCAUGCCCGACGUUUGGUGGCCACCAUCAGCGAUGUGCGGCCGGGCGCAUGAAUCUAGUCAAUUUAUGGGACAUAUGCAAUAUGAAACGUUUUAAGGACAGCUCUUCACUGUUAUAAAUUGCUCCAUUUCAAUGUUAAAUAUAUAAAUUAUAAAUCGUUU
Drosophila obscura is the source of this 509-nucleotide messenger RNA. RefSeq names its product Hermansky-Pudlak syndrome 1 protein homolog. The record is from RefSeq and is a predicted model, not a curated record. Lineage: Eukaryota; Metazoa; Arthropoda; Insecta; Diptera; Drosophilidae. The coding region runs from base 21 to 401 and encodes 126 amino acids. The transcript has 2 exons. Gene Ontology annotation, molecular function: guanyl-nucleotide exchange factor activity. Gene Ontology annotation, biological process: vesicle-mediated transport. Gene Ontology annotation, cellular component: BLOC-3 complex.